Paramecium sonneborni is the source of this 882-nucleotide messenger RNA. NCBI's taxonomy places the organism in Eukaryota, Ciliophora, Oligohymenophorea, Peniculida, Parameciidae. The record is from the annotation of a GenBank genome assembly.
AUGGGAAUUUGCACAAAUAAAUAAUAUACAUAGAAUAAUGAUCCACCUUAAAAUCAUAGAUAGAAUAGAUUAUAUUUGAAUUAUCAAUAAUUAGCAAAUAUCAAUCAUCCUUUGAAUGUUAAUCAUAAAUACAACAAUUAUUUCUAAAUAAUACCAGAGAGUACAGUAGGUAAGGGAAUCAAAAUGACCAAUCAAUAUACUAGUAGAUUAAGUAGAGAAGAAUGGUUAGAAAAGAGAAAAGAAUUUUGGGGUAGCAUUUUAUGUGUAAUUUAAAGAAUCAAGAGUAGAAGGUGAGAAAGUCUAUUGGUAAUCAAUCUAAAAAGCAAUUGAAGAACCAGAUGAAGGUAUAAUCAUUAAUAUUUAGCAAAUGUAUAAGCAAUUCUUAAUGCAUGUGAUCUAAAAUUGGUUAAUAAUUCCAUUUAAUUAUUGUAUGAUAAUUCAAUGCAUAAAUAUGAUGUUCCUGUUUUUAUGAUUAAUGAACCUUAAUCAUUCCCAUAAACCAAAUUUUGUGAUGCUGGUUUAAUACAAGAUUUUUAAGAAACGGAAUUAAAAGUAAAAUGUUUGUUAAAGUAAUCUAUUUGUAGAUUAAAGUACGUUCAAAUAAAUUACCUUAAGAUUUUGAAGUUCUUACUCACACAAACCAAAGCAUCGCAGAAUUAAAGACUAAAGUUUAAGAAUCUGCCCCCUAAUCUGAAUAAUGUAGAUUAUUUUUCAAAGGUAGAGAGAUGAAAAAUCAUCAUCUAAUUGGAAAUUAUUAACUUAAAGACGGAGAAGUAUUCUACUUACUAUUUUGUAGAUGGUCCAAGCCUUUAUGUGAUAUUACUUAUUAACAAACAAUAUUUAAUUUAUUAUGGCAUUAAUUCAUAAUCAAAAUGAUAUAUA